AUGUCAAAAAACACAACAGAGAACUCAACUAGCCCUCACCCAGCUCUAGGUCUGUUACUAGGAAGCAUUUCACUGAUCACUAUUGUCAUGAAUAUAUUAGUACUGUGUGCUGUGAAAACUGAAAAGAAGCUGCAGACAGUUGGCAAUUUACACAUUGUCAGCCUCUCUAUUGCAGACCUUAUAGUUGGCGCUGCUGUUAUGCCACUGAGUAUUGUUUAUAUCCUAAGUGGUGGGUGGACUCUAGGCUCACCAGCUUGUUUGUUCUGGCUCUCAAUGGAUUACGUGGCCAGUACUGCAUCCAUUUUCAACCUCUUCAUAUUAUGCAUUGACCGUUAUCGUUCAGUUCAAAACCCACUGAAAUAUCUCAAGUAUAGAAGAAAAAGGAGAGCAUCCCUAAUGAUUCUGGGGGUUUGGUUCCUCUCUUUCAUGUGGGUCAUUCCUAUCCUAGGAUGGCAUGUUUUUGUUAAUAAUGAGGAAAGUGAAAAAGAUGAAAAUAAGUGCGAACCUGAAUUCUCUGAAGUCACCUGGUUUAAAGUGUUGACAGCCAUUGUCAAUUUCUACCUACCCUCAAUCAUGAUGUUAUGGUUCUACUACAAAAUAUUCAGAGCUGUUCGAAAGCACUGUCAGCACCGAGAGCGGAUCAAUGGAUCAUACCAGACUGUCUCAGAAAAAAGAAGGAUACACAAUAAUAAGACAAAAGAUGAGACAAAUAUUUGCCUCCAGAAGAAAAUCUUCGAUAAGAACCCCCCUCCUAAAGAUGAGCAAAGCUCCUUUCAGCCCAAAAAUACGGAGACAAAGCUUUCUUUCAGUAAUCCUGACAAAUCUUCAAACGCAUUCAUUAGCAAAAGUAAGAGGAGAGUCCUUAAAUGGAGCUGUUUUCCUCUCACCACUGCCCAGUCUGAGCCAGGCCUGGAUAAAGCAGGAACAGACCGUGUGUGUGUAACAAAAGAGAACGAGAAUGAAGAGGAGCUGUGCUCACAAGAUAGUGACUUAAGUGAUGCAUCAGACAACCGGACUUUCACAGAGGAGGUACCCAACAGAAAGCCCUCAAAUCCUAACCCUGAAAGACCCUGCAGUCCUCAGGGAAAGACUGAGAACCCGGAUUUCAGAGGGCUGACUUAUCUGAGGAAAACCUGGCAGAGCCUGCAUACCCACUCCAAAAGACACAUUCAAGGACUGCACAGGAACAGGGAGAGGAAAGCAGCUAAGCAGUUAGGGGUCAUAAUGGCAGCAUUUAUGCUGUGCUGGAUUCCCUAUUUUGUGUUAUUUAUGGUAAUAGCUUUCCAUGGCCAUGAACAAUAUUCAGUCUUACACAUGUUCACUAUAUGGCUUGGAUAUGUGAACUCCACUUUAAAUCCAUUCCUGUAUCCUCUUUGUAAUGAGAAUUUCAAGAAGACAUUCAAAAAGAUCCUUCACAUUCACUGA
Messenger RNA from Chaetura pelagica (chimney swift), 1425 nucleotides. It is a transcript of the gene HRH1, whose product is annotated as histamine receptor H1. The record is from RefSeq and is a predicted model, not a curated record. Gene Ontology annotation, cellular component: membrane; dendrite. The transcript has a single exon. NCBI's taxonomy places the organism in Eukaryota, Metazoa, Chordata, Aves, Apodiformes, Apodidae. The coding region runs from base 1 to 1425 and encodes 474 amino acids. Gene Ontology annotation, molecular function: G protein-coupled serotonin receptor activity; neurotransmitter receptor activity; histamine receptor activity. Gene Ontology annotation, biological process: chemical synaptic transmission; positive regulation of vasoconstriction; G protein-coupled receptor signaling pathway, coupled to cyclic nucleotide second messenger.